GCUCGGUGCUGGCUCGGCCUCAGUCCUCCGCCAACCACCGCGCUCGCCACGCGCGCCGCGCACCGCGCCCAUGGACUACGAUCGACCAAACGAACACGCAUAUCUCCACAUUUCUAACCUUUCUACUUCUCUCAAUAUCGAAACCAUAUCGGAACGAGUCGACGAAUCGCGCGAGAUUAAAUAAAAUGAUUGUUGAAGUCAGUUUAAAGAACUUUUACCGACUUUCGAACACGCAGCACACUAACGAUUGACAUAUCCUAUCCCGCCGUUGAUCCUGCUUGACAUUGUUUUCUUUCAUCACCAUGCAACUCAAAGGAACAUUUUACCAAAACCUAUUUAUACACAAGAAGCGACUGAAACUUUCUACUUGCAACCUUUGAAAACUAUACACACAAUUUAUAAAACUAUUUACACUGUUUUAUAAAUGGUUUUAGACAUUUCUUUAUCCCCUUAAACUGGUCUGAAGACCUUUAAGAAAAGUUAAUAAGUGUGACCAAAGACAUUAAACAUAAAUAAAAUAAUAGUAAUAGUGCGUGUGGAAUUAUCUAGAAUUUAAAUACUUAGUGUGUGGUUUUAUCUCAUGUGUUAAAAACAAAUUAAGUGUGCCAUUAGGAACUAGUUCUAAACUUUAAUAAUAGACUCUAGUGUGUGUCUUUGUGUGGAUUGUGUAUUAGCGUGCUAUAUACUGAAAACGGAUGAAGAUGCCUUGUAUGGGCUUGAAGCUGAAGUGGCCCGAAGACAAUUCCUAGAUCAAAGAACCUAUGGCUCAGUUACCCUCCCAUUAAACAUUCCUUCUCUCCUCUAUUUCAUAACAAAUACAGAAUACGUUUAAAACAUUCCACGGUUAUCGUCUUACUCUUCUAUAAUUUGUGAAAUCAAACCUCUACUAAGAGCGAGAAAAAACAACGUUGAGACUGUUAGAUUAAGUAAAGUGGUAGAUUGAUACGCGCGUGAACCUCUUCGGAGGGCGCGAGAGGCCGGCGCGAUGCGGUCUCACCAGGGAUGUACGUAAUAUAUCCUGCGGAAGAAGUAGUUUCCCAAUCUUACGGCACACACUCGCUGCCCAGGCCCCGGCAGCGACCCACGCUUGACGUCCUCUUCGGGCCGCCGCCGCCCGCGCCGUCCCGCGCGGACCCUCCCUUGGCCCCCAACCCCCGGCCCCCCCGCGCCGUGUCCCUCCCCAAAACGGCGCCCCCGGAGCCUGCGGACCGCGCGCCGGCCUCGCCGACGCCCUCUAUCGAGCGGCCGGCUAAGCUGCGCGAGCGCACCAAAGCGAGCAAACUGCUCAAAAAACUCGGCCGUCAUGAGGACAACGAAUUCGGAAAAAUAGUUAGAACCCCCGCUCCUGAUGAAUUCGAGCUUCCCGCCCCGCUGCCGACUCCCGCUUUCUCGCGGAAGAAUAUAUUCGACCGCGAUUUCGAUGCCUUGUUUGAAGUGGCGAAUUCGCCACAAUUCACUGCUAAGAUCCGCGUCACCACUCCAGAGCCGGAUCGCCGUUCUGAUGUGUCAGCGGUGCACUUUCCCUCCCCGUCCGAGUCUUCACUCAGCCUUCUCCCACCGCGCCCCAACUCCGCGCCUAGUCCUUCGCCGUUUUCCUUCAGAACCUCGACGCCUUCACCAUCGCCACAACGAUCGUCUUUUGAAGGUUCAAAUACAAAACCGAAGAAAGUUAGUUUCUUUCGAAGGCUGAGUCGUGCUAAGACCGAACCUGACCCGAUGCAGCCUCGCACGGUGAUGCAGCAGCAGUCCAUAGACAUGGCUCUGCGGGAGCUGACGCACCCAGCACACAACGAGCAGCUCAAAAACCAACAGCAAGUCACAUUCAAGCUAGUCAAAACAGUGGCUGACUUCACGACGCAGCUUUCGCAGAUCUACGACCGGCACUCCUCCGAGCUGCAAGUACUCGUUGCCAAUUUCCGGAAAAAGAACAGCGAGCUCAAGAAAGAGAGAGCAUCAUGUCCGUCAUCUCUCUUCCACACAUGGGAAACGCUACUGCAAGAAGUGGAAGCAGACGUGAUAGCCAACAACAACGCGGCAACAGCGCUGGAGCGCAACGUCGCCGCGCCGCUGGUUGACCGCACGUUCCAUAUGAAGGUGCAGGCCAGGAAACUGUUCGCGCACCGUGAAGGAUGCGAGGUCAUUCUGGCGAAGGCUGAUGACCAACUCACUAAGAGCCGGCAGGACUACCGCGCGGCGUUCGUGCACUACUGCAACAGCCCCAGCCCUAGCGCGUUGGCCACGUACUACGACUCCCACAACACCUACGUCCAGCAGCUGACAGCCACCAACGCCAUGCUGGACCAGUACCACAAGUACACGCUGCCUACUAUACUACAGGACCUGGAAGAAAUAUUGACAGACGUGACCGCGGCAGUCAGCGAGGCCAUUUGUAAUGAAGGGGGGAUUAUCACGGAUAAGUCGAACCAGCAGCUCCGGCGCUACGAGUCGCUCUGCGCGCAAGCGCGCGCGGUGUCGAGCACAGCGGAUCUCGCGCACCUAGCGCGCGCGCUGCUGACGUCCCAGCCUCCUGCGCGACCGCCGCGCCGCGAGUUCCUGCCGCCGUACCCGCCUGAACCUGAUGACCCGCCACUCGACGUUGCUGCGGAGGUGAUGCCACCGGUGCUACGCGGGGAGAUGCUACUAGACCGUAUGGGCGGCGGCCAGGCGCGCAUGAGCUACGAGCAGCUGCGCAAGGACGCGCAAGACCUGGAGAUGCAGAUCAAGCAACUACAGGACGGAUUGGAGGCGCUCGCGCGACUCCAGGCUCGCGGGUUGGAGACAAACAUGUACAGCAAAGUCAACGAGAUACAGGAGGACGUAUCUAUGAAAAAAUACGACUACAGGGCGACACAACUUCAUCUUGCUGCAGUAAGAGCUCAGAGAGAGCUAUUCGCAGCGAAAGCGGACAGCGGAACGGCAGCAGUCGAUCGCAAACUCUCCUCCUCAUCCGCCGGCAGUAUGAAGAACAAGUGGUUGAAGGCGUUCCGCAGUCUGAAGCCCCCAAGCGCCCCGCCGCCCCAUGCUGCGCCACCAGACAAGAGGAACGGCGCGGGCAGAGAGGCUCUCCGGGGCGACUCCGACGCACACAACUUCCAAGAAUACACCUAUAAGAAGAUAACGCCCUGCGAUGUCUGCUCGCAAGUUCUUAGAGGGCAUACGCGUCAGGGGCUCCGCUGUCGGCUGUGUAAGCUCAACGUGCACGCGGAUUGCAUGCCGCAGGUCGGCAAGUGCCAGACCAAGUCCCGCCUGCUGCGCCGGCAGAAGAGCACCUCGGAGAUCGAGUCCCACCGCGUGCAAGAGGCCGCUUUCGAUGAAGAUAAGGAGGAAGUGGAUCAGACCUACCAAGUUCUGAAGCGAGCCAACGAAAUCGCGAAGCCGGGCGGCGGGGGCCCGGUAGUGCGCGUGUCGGCGGCGCCCGAGGAGGCGCCCGCGCGCUCGCCGGCGCGGCCUGCCGUGGGCCUGGCCGGGCUGGCCGUGGCGCCGCAGCCCGUCGCCUCCAGCUCAGCGCCGCACUCGCCGAGACGUCAAAAGUUGAACCUUAGAAUGAAGAGCCUGUCCCUGGAUUCUCCGGAGUGCGGUGAACUGCGGCGGCGACCCGGGAGAGAUCAGCCCUCGCAAAGCAGCCGCGUCCUCUGUUCGAGCAGGGCACUAUGCACGAGGCAUGGCUUUACUAAGAUUAAUAAGCAUAUGAUACAUAACUAUACCACACGAUCGUCUCCAUCAUCGCCGGUGCAUAGCAGGCGGCUGCUGAGCGCUCGCGGGGGAAGGAUGAGCAGCGUGGAAUUGCCGGAUGAGCCUGACAAAAGCCUUUCGUCGAACAGCGCGAGCCCUUGCCCGUCGCCAGUCAAACAGACUAGUAAGCAUCAGCGCCUCCUGCCAACCAACCUCUACGUGAUCCUCUACAACUUCAAGUCCCGGCACGCCGACGAGCUCGACCUCAAGGCGGGAUACAAGGUCACGGUCAUCGACACCUCGGACCCGGACUGGUGGAAGGGCAAGUGCCUGGGCAAGAUCGGAUACUUCCCCUCCAAAUAUUGCACGAAGCUGCAGGCUGGGGAGCGGCCGCUGCAAGUUACGCAUAAUUUACAGGUAUCCGACGGCGAUAACGGCCUAAUGCUCCUGCGCGACCAGAUCGUGAUCCAAGUGGGCGACGAGGUUGACGGCAUGGUCAUGAUCCGAUCGGGGGACAACCGCCAGGGCGUGUGUCCCAUCAAGUUCCUACAAGAGGUGUGACGCUUCAGAAGAUCAAACUACGAUUUCAUGACAAAACGCGGAUCAUUCACCGAAGAAACUCAUACGCUCUACGUUCCGAAACCUAUACAAAGUGCUCCCGUCACCCCCUGCGACAGCGAAACCUCCACCUGGUCUGACCGAGCCUCAUCCAGUCGAGAGAGACAGUACUAUGAACUACCCUCCACCUCAGACACGCGUUAUGAGGUCCCAAGCUCCACCGUCCGCUAUGAUGGCCCGACCACCGCCCGGUACGAAGGCCCAUCCACUUCCGAUAAGCGGUACGAGGAAAGACCUUCAACUUCUGAUAAAGCACGUUACGAAGAAUCUAUGGAAGGUUAUUGGUGGUGGCGCAGGCCUCUAGGCGUGAGACGUGCUCAAUGCCGAAGAUGCGGAGCUUCCUCAUCUACUAGACCUUUAAAGAUGAAACCAUGUGCUGGCACGGCUCAGGAACAAGACGACCUCGACUGGGAUGGCAACCGUCCUCUUAUGUCACGCGAACGCCCUCUACUUUUCUUUAGGCAACUCUUUAUUUAAAGCGACCCCUCUGUCCGAAACGUUUACGAAUUAAUCUUAAUCGCAUAGCAACCUUAUAUAAACUAAGGCUGCUUUUUUUGGAAAGUUUUAUGAUAUGAUAUAACGUUUACGGAAUUGGGGUCAGCGUACUGUAAGCUAGGAAUUAGGCGGUGCGCUUGAAGGGUUUCUCAAUGCGAUUGGCGUAAUUCUCAUUAGUGCUAUAGGACUAAGACUAUCGUGGACUAAGACUUUUUGUACGAGUUUAAACUCUAAGGCUGCCGUAGUUCUAUGGAACAAAUGGAAAGUACCGGAAUUUAAGCGGAAGGUAAAAAAAAAGUGAUAUCAGAUUGCAAAAUGUGCAGACAGACAGUUAUUAGUUUUAAUUGAGUAGCAUACAUUAUUUGUUAAAGACAUACACGUUAGAUUAGAAAUAGGAUAAAAUACGGCAUCAAAAGAUUUAGUUAUAUUUAGUUACACUGUGCAAAUAGAUCUCUUAAUUGAGGGAUAACCUCUUAGCUUACUUACACACAUUUGGCAAAAUUAGAUGAUUUUCGCAUUUGCGACCUAAGUACUAAUUUAUUUGCGAGAUACAUUCCUUCCAAUACAGUGUUAUUUUAUACCUGUCUUAUACAUUUACCAACUCGUAUUUUUAUAUUUACACCUAAAGGGAGAUGAUAUACUUAUGCGUGAUUAUAUUUAAUUAAGUACUUACUUUCGUAACAUAUCAUUUUAAAAAUUAUUAUAGUUACUUAUGUAUUGUGAUAACCUAAGGUGUUAUUAGUUGUAAAGUUAAGCUUAAUUCAAAAUAAUACUUUUUUGUUGCUUUACGAGUUUUGUAAAAUAUAAAUAUAUAAUUAUAGCAUUUAUUAUGAAUUAAGGGAUGGAGAUGAAUUAUAACGAACAUCUAAAUCUACAUAUUUUAAUGUAAUAUGAAUCCGGGCCCAUUUAUAAACCUAUAUAUAUACUUUAAUAUAUAUUUUAUAUCAACCAAGUUUACUCUACUUCACCGUAGCUUAAUUUAAUGGGUUAUUAUUAUGAUAAGCAGCUUAAAAACAGUUACUUAUACCCAACGUAUCAUAAUAUUUGCAAAUUACGUUUGCAAACUCAAAUUUGAUAUAAAAAUAAGUCUAUAUAUUCCGGAGCUAAUAAAGCUGUCUUUCAAGAACAGUCCAUAGAUAUAUUAAAGUAAUGUAAUAUACAGGGUGCUUCCUGUAACAGGAGCAAUAAAUUAAACUAAAGGCUGUACUCCUCAAACUGACCAGUAUUUGUUCAGCAACUUUUAAAAAUUAUGAAUCCUUAGACUUCCUCUUUUUCAUACAAAAUAAAUAUUGCCUUCAAUGUAGGUACUCUGACAUCAGUGUGUUUGACGUUACUUGUGACGCUUUUAACAUAACAAAAGCGUCUUAGAAUAAACUUUAAAGUGUAAUAAAAAUCAAACCAUGAGUUAUUUUCAAAAGUUGCUGAACAAAUGUUGGUCAGUUUGAGGAGUAAAGCCUACAGUUUAAUGUAUUGCUCCUGUUACAGAAAACAUACGUAUUAUAACUUGUUCCGUUUUGUAACGUUGGGAUGUAUUCAUUUGUGGCUGUUUGACCCGGGCGGCAAUACCGAUAAGCAAAUUGUGAGUAAGAUGCAAAGAGACAACACGAAUUUUGAAGUAAACUCGUAUCCUACUAACGGGUUGGCUUAAAGUAAUGAGAAUUUUCGUUUUCGGAAAUAUAAAAAAAAAGACAAUAGCUGUGGGUUUUCGAAAUUUUACAGUGACAAACAAGAGCAUAUUUUAAAUUACAAGAAAACAUUAUAUAUACUAUAACAUCUCCCACAUCCGAUUUCUCAUAACUGUGUUCAAACCCUCUGCGUCAUGCUUUGGACAACGUUUUAUUUACAUUCCAUAACUGUUUUAUUGCCGUUAAUUUUAAUUAUUUCGGCAUAUUAGCUUGUUAUCUAUAUCAUGCCAUCAUUCACAAUUGCUAACUGAUUAACAUUUUCAUGAAAUCUGCAACUGAUUGAUAUUUAGAGAAAAUUGUUUAUGUAUCAUAUUUUGGUAAAAUGUAUGCAAUGACGUUUUUAACUGGUUUUAGGCUCUCGCGGAAAAACGACUAAACGUUUCCAACCCUAGAAUAUCCCCAAGACUUAAAUCAAUCGAAGAAUUUUGGCAAAUAUUAUAUACUCUGAUAUGUAUAUUGCGAUAGUAGGCAAAAAUAUUAUAGAAUAAAAUAAAUUUUACCGUGUAAUUACAAAACGAUCAGUCAGAGAGUACUUGGUAGUUUGUCCAAAGUGAAAAGCAAACGGUCAGAAGCAUGUUACGUAAACUAACACAAGGGAGGCCAAUUACUUCAUUCUUGAAUUUGGUUCUAAUGUUGGAUAUUGCAUAGUUCUUCAAUAUAACAUCCAGAAAUCCAUGGCCAUUGUCUUUUUGUCUUUAUGUCCGAAAACAAAAUUUCUCAUUACUUUAAGCCAACCCGUUAUCCUACGUAUCAAACUACGUACCUAUCCAAGAUUUCAAAACAACUUGAAUAAAAGCUUUAUACUUAUCUUCGAAAUCAACGCGCAAUGGAUCAAUUUAUCCUGUAAAUCAAAUUAAAUAUAACUCGCAUCUCGACUUGUUUUUCCACAUUGGACUGAUGAUAAUUGUUGUUGAAACUUUGAAAUUGGUUAUUCGAAAAUAACAAAACCAAAUAUGUAAUAUUUCAUAAUAUAUUCAGUUAAGUAAAUACGAUUUACUUAAAUAACGAUUAUCGGUUACCGAUUACGGAUUCUAUCUGAAAAAUAAAAUAGUCUUUAAAAAAUCUUGACAAAAUCUCAACAGAACGUUUCACGUUAGUUACGCUCUCGGUUGGACGACAUUCUUGAACAUUAGCCAAAAUGGUGCAUCAUACAAUGUUGCUGAUUUAAUUCUAGUGGAAAACAGAGGAGGACUGGAUAUUAUGAUGCUGCGGGUUUGCUUAUAAAAUUAUGUUCUCAAUAAAAUUCGCAGGGACGUUGUACAUAUGUGCAUAGCAAGAGAAGUCUUGCUAUGCACAUAUGUAUUUUCUAGAGAUUUAAGGCUUAUUACCAAAAUGAGCGAUUAGCAACGAAAGUUUAUAUAAUGAGGUAAAGAGUUUAACAGGAAUGUAUAUGUAUUUUAAAGCGUGAACCGUACAAAGUUCUUUAUAUACUUAUUAUACUUAUGUCCUUAGUUCGAUAGCAUCUAACUUCAAUACUAAGACAAAAUGGGUCAAUAAUGUCAAUAUCAGAAACAAUUUAUUGACUGAUAUUGAAAGCCCGAGUCAACUGGUUUUAUAAUAACAGUCAAACAAGCUAGGCUUUAUACAUAGGUAAUUAUAGAACUUAAUGUGAUCCUUAGGUCCCAUUGCUGCGGUUUUGCUUAUGAAAUCGGUAUAUUUAUUAGUUUUAGUUUAGUGGGUGAACUGCACCAAGUAGCCGGAGCACUAGAUAGGCCUUCGCCCAACUUUAAAUGGGUAUGUUGGAAUUAAAAUAAUUUAGAUUACCUUCUCGGUUUGCGUGGUUUGAUGUGGUUGACUGAGUCAUGUCUAGGUAGAUUUGGCAGAACGGUUUUUUUCGAACAUUUUGUUGUGUUGUGCCCCACUUGUACCUAUGUAACGACAGGUCCUCAGCGCCUUUCUACAAGGUUUGAAAAACUCUUUAAUUUACGGUAAAGUUAUUAAAACGUGAAGGAUUAGUUCCCUAAUGUUAAGCAAUGAAGUAGAACGAUUUAUUAAGAGAGCUAUAAACUAAAGGUUUUUUUUCUUCUUCAAGGAACAUGGCUUUGUGUGUAAUUGUGUAUGUGGUGUCUGGCUUCUAUGUGGUGCCACUAACCACCACUUAUAGUGGUACCAUACGUUUCUUAGUCGCCCAUACUAUAAGUAAACUAUUGCGUUCCUAAAAUGUGGUAGCAUUUAUGUUGUUUUUUUCUAGCAACUUGACUAUGUAGAACUCUCUAUAGUUAUGCAACGUAUAAGUAAAUCGAUAAACAAGUUAGUUACAUAUUAAUAUUAGUAAUAUACUUUACUUGUCGCCUAAAAUAAUGCUUUGUUCAACUAAACUAAAAAUCAUAAUAAGAUUCCAAAAAAUGUUGCCACUUUUUACUAGCGCGUCUUGUAUUUAUGAAAAAACAGGUAAAAAUAACUAAGUAAAAGUACUUUUAUAAAUAAUAGGAGUAGAAUUACCAAUAAAUAAAUUAUCUUAGCGUGUUUAUUUAUAAAAAGGAAUUUACUAUUUUACAAACAAAUUAUUGCAGUCUUACUUUUUUUGGAAUCUAAUUACGAUUUUCAGUUUAGGGAGGUAUUGGGUACCUAUCGUGUUUCGGUAUUAAUUUAAGGUGAACAAGUUCUAUCAUUAUGGCGUUGGCAUUUAUUAACAGUAACUAAAAUAUGCUCAAGAGUAAGAGUAAUAUCCAAAUCAAUGCCAUCUAACCGCCUUAACAUAAGUCAAGCGCCUUGCAUUAAAAAUUAACGUAGGUAAUUUCGAAAAUUCCAACCUAAGGCGGCGCACAUUUCUCCUUUUUUUCCUUUGUAGACAUUUGUCCUUUCACUAAAAUCAUUUUGAGCUCAAUACAAUCUUCAAUAUUCCUUCCUAAUAUUAAAUAAAUAUACCUAAGUACUGAUUUGAAAGUAUUUCGACUUAUCCGCACAAAUCCUUCUUAAGCCUUCAGGAAACUAGUUAACUUCGAGGUUCUCUAACUCAGGCCCUUAAUACUAAUCCAUAAAAGUUAUCGUAAAAUAUUUUAUUUAAUACGAACCGUCCCCCAAUGUAUUACAAGUUAAAAUAAGUGUAACAUAUACAAGUAGGACGUUAACCGGAGUAUGAUAGAGCACGUAACGUAAGGGUUAUGAAAAUUAUUUACACGUACGAUAAACGUAUUUAGUUAGAUAGAAAACGUAUGAAUGUGAUACCUAAGAAGUUCCCAAUGACAUGAAUGAUAUCUUGAAUCCCUUACCCUUGAUAAUUUUGCAAACAUUUCAAAUACACACACCCAACAUGUACACUGGCGCUCAAAAGUACAUGGAGAUGUUUCAACCGUAAUAUUAAGGCUUUAUACGGUCGACAUCUAUCCAUGCACUUUUGAACGCCUCUGCGCAGCAAUAGUUUUAGCUUAGCACCUCUGCGUUCAAAAAUAUGUAUGCAAGGGUGCCGAAUUAUAAGCUACUAUUACGGAAAAGCGGUGCUUCUUUAUACAAGUAUCUCUAUUAGUUAUAUUACUUAAAAAGAGGCAUCGGCACAGAUGUGGAAAGUUUACUUGUAAUAGGUUACGAAAUAAAUAUUUUUCAUUUUCAAAUGUAGCAAAAGAGGCAAGUACAAACAUUAAAAACUCGUCAUUGCAUUGACUUCGUAUGGCUUGGGUACUUUUCACUGUUGUCCGUUUUACUUUUUUGAUCUAAGGUUUUAAGUUUGAUAACAUGACUAAAUUUAUUUGACACUUGUAAUGGAUUAAAGAUAUCUGUCGUCUAUGUACCUAUCACUUAUUUAUACAUACACUUAGAGAAUGCCUAUGGAUGUGUUGAAAGGAUAUAAUAUAUUAUAUUUAUGAAAUAAAUAUGAGAUGAAAAUAAAUAUAUCUACCCAUGAUUCAAAAUCAUUAUUGCCUAAACCUUCCUGUAUUUUUCUGUGAAAUAGAAUAAAAAAUAUCAAAUUACAUGUUAAUAAGAUUACUACCUAAAUUUUACUUAAGUAUUUAAUAAAUCAUGUCCACUAUGUUGUUUAAUUCUAAUUUAAAUAAUGUUUUUGUUAUAACUUACGAUUUUUGGAAUAAACUAACGGAACCAAAUUAUUACCAAAAAUACCUAUUUAUGUAUUUACGAGUAUUAUUAGUUUAGGUAUAGUAUAGUUAUUAAGAAUCCCAAGUGAGAUGUUUAUUAUAUACAUUAUAAUAAAGAAUAGUAUAUGAAUGUGAUGAUUACUUUAAAACUGGCCUUUCUCUCACUAAAGUUCAUUUAAAUAUAUGGAAGUUUAAAUUUAAAAGCCUACCUACAUUUUUAGUUAUUAUUGAAAACAUUGUAAAAGUGUUAUAAACAUUAAACAUACGAUGAGGUAACCUAAAUGUGUGAGAAUAAAAUACCAAUCCUGACAUUUUUUCAUGAAAAUAAUAAAGUAACUUGAAAUUAUCCUUGUACCAACCUCCAUACAAAAUACCCAAAGUUAUUGUUGUAUUUUCAAUUGGGUUGAAUUUCUCUUGUUCGAAAAUUUUACGAGACAAAUGAAAUGCUACCUACUUUGUUUUUAAUUAAGGUUCACAUUCCAUCGAAACUGAGUGUACACUCUAAUGUACAUUGGGCGGCACGAGGAUAAAUUAAAAAUGCUGAAUGGUCCACUACUUAUCAUGCUCAGAAAUAUUUUACUGAACUGUGCUUGAGCCUCCGGGUCUAAGUCGCACGGACGGCAAGCGGCCUGAUGGCCUAACCUUAGUGCCGUGGGAGAGAGGGCGGUGCCUGGUCUGGGACGCUACGUGCGUCAGCACCUUCGCCGCCUCUCAUAUCAGUCGCACGGCACGCGCGGCCGGAGCGGCGGCCGAGUCUCAGGCGGCGGUGAAGCGCCAAAAGUAUGUUCCCUUGGGCUCGGGUUAUAUUUUCGUCCCUUUUGCGGUGGAAACGGCGGGCUGCUGGGGUGCUGACGCGAAACAAUUUGUGCGUGACAUAGGCCGUCGACUCAGGCAAAAGGGAGAGGAUCCCCGCUCCGAAUCAUUUCUGGUGCAGAGGCUGUCCAUAGCCAUUCAGCGGGGUAAUGCCGUGAGUGUUAUGGGCACUUUUGCACCGGAAGCGAUAAGGAACGGGUUUUGACGGAUAGUUACUUUCGUAAUUAUUUAAGAUGUAUUUUGUAUUGUGUCCAAUUUGUACAUAAAUAAUAAAUGUUAUUGGUUUUACUGAAUCUUUGGUCGGAGAAAGGUCUUAAAACGAAUUAUUCAAUGAGCUAUUAUUAUAACUUAGUUAACUAAACGCCACUUGCACCAUCCGACUAACCCGGGGUUAACCUGUUAAACCUAACCCAGUGUCGAAUUGUGCUGGUAUCUAUGGCAACUUCAGGUUUAACCGGUUAUCCUCGGGUUAGUGAAUGGUCCAAGUGGCCCUUACACUGUUAGGUUAGGUGCUUUAAUCCGUUCGUUUUUUAAAUCUUUAUUAGGUUGCUAAUUAGCAAUAAAAAUUGUUUGCCUUCCGGAAAAUAGAAAAAUGUAUACAUUAUUUACAUUGUGUAUUUAUUAUCAAAAUUAUAUGUAGUGAACAAAACAGAACAGAUUAAAGCCCUUUCUAAAGAGGUUACAUACAUAUGUAUCCAUUUUCAGGACACUUUUUGCUAAGAGGGACAGAGAAAGGUAAAAAGUACAUAAUGUUUCCCUGUUUCUCUUAGCAGCAAGGUAGGAGAAAGUGUCCGGCAAAAACAUAAAUUUAAUAACCCCUUAACUUGACAGUGACGGGGCCCCAUGAUUAGGUACCUGGGGUCCUAGCCAAGAAUCUUGAAUAAUGUAUGGAAAUAGUUACUGUCGUGGCAUCUGUCAUCCAAAUAUAUUUUAUCUUUUCUUUUGGCACUUGUUACGAUGUACGUUUGUUAUCUUGGCUAGACCCCCUGAUCGGCUCAGAUGCGAGGCGGGGGUGCGAUAUGAUACGACUGCUUGCUAUAGGUAUAUAGGUAGCGCGCGCGAAAUGCAGUGCGAGUCGUAUCAUAAAAGGCAUCUCACACAAACUUAUUGGUCCCAUUACCAUGUUGGUACCUUAUGCUACCGCGCGCCAUUCGGGAAAAUAUGUCUGUACUACGUCGUAUAUAGACAUUUUAAUUCAUUCAUAAAGUGGCCGUGAACUUUUGCAGCUGGGGGUGCCUACAAGUAAGGAAAGGGCCAGUCAUAGUAAGUCGACUUACUUAAUCUAUUAUAAUUUCAAGUUUACUAUUUAGGUAAGAAAGAUCAAAUAAAUUUUCAUGGCAGUUUUCGUAAAAUAAUGUUCAUCUAAAGUAAUUUUGAUUUUAGUUACUAAAGCUACAUAUAUUUCAAUUGCUGAGUAGGGAUGCAGAUGUCCAUACCCUUGUUUUAUGUUGAUAAAAAUCUGUUGAUUUGUACUGAGGUUUAUAACGAGUGUUUUGUUAGAUGGAAUAAAUAUUGUGUCAUGUAAAA
Molecule: messenger RNA, 12841 nt
Organism: Cydia fagiglandana
Lineage: Eukaryota; Metazoa; Arthropoda; Insecta; Lepidoptera; Tortricidae
Gene: Stacl
Exons: 21
Coding region: 1003-4233 (1076 amino acids)
Biological process (GO): positive regulation of voltage-gated calcium channel activity; skeletal muscle contraction; positive regulation of protein localization to plasma membrane
Cellular component (GO): extrinsic component of cytoplasmic side of plasma membrane
Molecular function (GO): protein binding
Source: RefSeq, a predicted model, not a curated record